AUGCCGAUUCGAGUCUUACCAGAGAACACCGUUCGGGUCCUCAGCGCUUCACAGGUCCUCACCGAUGCCAGAUCCGUCGUCAAAGAGCUUGUUGAAAACGCUCUCGAUGCACGUGCAACAGCGAUCACCGUCGAGAUCUCUAGCAACACUCUGGAUGUCAUCCAAGUUAGAGACAAUGGCACUGGCAUCGACAUCGAGGAUCGACAGCUCCUGGGUAAACAAGGUUGCACAUCCAAGAUCCGGUCUCUGGAGGACCUCAAGCGACUUGGCGGCUCAUCUCUCGGAUUCCGUGGUGAAGCACUGGCUAGUAUCGUUGAACUAAGUGAGGCGGUAGUCGUAACUACGCGAGUAGAUGGAGAGGUUGUAGGGACAUCUCUCAAGUAUGCUGCCUCAGGGAUGCUCAGUUCUUCUUCAGCCUCCCAUCCCGUUGGAACGACGAUUCGCGUGCAGAAUUUCCUCUCCAAAAUACCGGUUAGAAAACAAGCGGCGCUCAAAGAAACCACGAAAGUUUUACAAGCUAUCAAAGACCUCCUUUUCUCACUCGCUUUUGCCAGACCGGAAGUGCGUCUCUCAUUGAGUGUCCUGAAAGCAAAGAAAAACAAGAUCAAUUGGAGAUAUGCACCCCCCCGGACACCGUCACUUACCGAGGUGGCAACGAAGAUUCUGGGAAAGAAUAUUGUGUCUGAAUGUGUCACGCACAGUAUCUCUUCGGACGGGUUUAAUGUCGGUCUUGACAAUGGCUGGAAAAUCAAUGCUCUAUUGCUAUCGCCGACUGCAGUUGCUGCCAAUGCUCGGCAAUACAUUUCUAUUGACGGCCGUCCUGUCAAUACGGAUCGAGGCACGAUGCACCAGCUGGUUAAGUCUUACAAGCGUCACGUGCAGAGUCGUCUCCCAUCAGAGAGCGCUUCAGUCUCAAGACCCUUCCUCCUCAUGCACAUUCAAUGCCCGCCUCAGAGUUACGACGUCAAUGUGGAACCCACCAAAGACGAAGUCCUUUUCGGUCGACCCGAUCAGUUCUUGUCUCUGAUGGAAUGCUUGUUCAGCCGGGCAUAUGCUGGACAAGAAGAUAAUCCAAUAUAUGUAUUAGACGAUGAUGAGGCACAGUUCCCUCCUGCGAUUGUAUUCACACCCAAUCCACACAGCUCCGAUCGAGAUCUUGUCAAUGCCGAAGAGGAGGAGAGUUCAUUGCAGCAUGACGACCUCCACACCGAUACCGAUGUGGAAGAAAGACUGACCACCAAGGCAAACGUACGGAAUCCAUUUACAAUCGCUGCAAUGAAUGCACAAGUCCAGCCCAUAAGGAUGGACAUGCAUCAAACUAUUCCAAAGGAUAGAGAUAUGGCUGUGACUUUGGGAGGUGUCUCCGAAACCGUGAGAGCAUGGACCAAGCCCCCAGACUCUCCAUCGCUAGACGAUCCGAAACCCAGUCCCUCGUUGCCUCCCAGCCCAGGCCCGCCCAUGAGACGACUAGUCAAAGCUUCGACGAAGAGAGAAACCAAAGGAAGCACGCAAAUCUCAGACGACGACUAUGCGGCUACCACGCCACAAAAGUCGAAAUUGCAGGGAUGGCUGACCCGGCAGCCUGUAUCACAUCUAACAUCUGGUUUGAACGUCAUUUUUCCGAACGGCCCAGACCCAGAUUCGUCCGAGAAGAAUCCAGGUGCCUUGGAAACGAGGCCAAGAUCAUAUCUAGACAUGGGGCCGCCUCCGUCUACCUCGGAGACGCGUCGGGGAUGGGGACCGGGCCAGAAACCUUUCAAGGUGCCACCCAAACGUCAAGAUUCGGCCGAGCCUUCUGGUGUUGAGCUCCUAACGCCUCCUUCAAGCCUUCGUAGACACCAUCAGUUGUCAUUACAGAAGGAUGGGCGCGAUCUCCCUGGGGCAUUCGAGCCGGGCAAGGCUGGCAGUGAGGAUGUCCAUUCUGUUCACCAGUUUCGAUCAGGAAGGGCCAGCGUUCCUCUCACAAAGCCUUCAGAAACUGAGCAUCCGCGGCCGACUUCUGAGUUGGACGAUAUUAUGGAUUUCGAACACAGAAAAAAGGCCACAAUCGCUCAUCAGAGAAGAUCUGCCAGGGCUCUCACCUCUGCUUCUCCCAGAGGGUUGGAGAGAUCGGGCCAGUCCGAGUCAAGUUCUGCUUCAGCAUGGGUUUCUCGCGAAAGCGAGUCAAUACAGAGUGCAAGGCUCGAGGAUUACGGGACAAGGUUUGGGGCUGAAGAAUCUUCUCGGGUUUCAACACCGCCCAGGUCGAGCCCACGUCGCAACCGCUACUUGAGGGCGGUGCAGGACUUGUCACCUGCUCACCUAUGGUCAGCAGGUGAGCUUCAACUCGCAUCCGACGAACAAAAUUACACAAUAGAGACAGGCAGCGAUCUGGGGACACUGAAAAUCCCGGCCCGCAACCCACGAGCUCACUUGGCUAAUGGAAAGAUCUACCGAACAAAGUCGUCCAAGCUACUCCUCGAGAGAAUCCCGUCGGACGCGUUGACACUUCGCCUCAUUCUCACCACGAAUGUCUUCAAGGACACUAAUGGCGUGAUUUUGCGACAUAUUCAGACCUUGGGAACCAGUGAUCCGUACAUCACCCGUGGCCUUACACAAUACAUAGACUUUGACGACAGCGACGCGUCAUCAAUUGACAAGACAUGGGGAUCUGUUCUACAAAAUGUGCUCAAGACAACUUUUCGCCGCAAAGCCCAAGACGGGAGCGGAGUUGUUCCAGAGGACGUGAGAAUUGUGGUUUCCAAGGUCUUUUGA
This is a messenger RNA of Fonsecaea erecta, 2754 nucleotides long. RefSeq lists its product as hypothetical. Bases 1 to 2754 code for a protein of 917 amino acids. Gene Ontology annotation, cellular component: MutLalpha complex. The record is from RefSeq and is a predicted model, not a curated record. NCBI's taxonomy places the organism in Eukaryota, Fungi, Ascomycota, Eurotiomycetes, Chaetothyriales, Herpotrichiellaceae. Gene Ontology annotation, biological process: mismatch repair. Gene Ontology annotation, molecular function: ATP binding; ATP-dependent DNA damage sensor activity; mismatched DNA binding. The transcript has 3 exons.